GUGGGGCCCGCUGCCUUUGGCCGGGUUCUGUCCCCGGCGUCCACCCGGUCCUCAAUCUCCGAAACGUGCCGGGAGCCUUCCCUCCCAUUAAGGGCAAAUGCGCCAGGCUGUUGCUGUGUAGUCACUGUGGGCAGGGGGACUUGACACAACUCCCCCCAUGCGGCACCCGGGGCGGCUCUUUGGGGGAAAAGAGCAUGUCAACGCGAAGGCGCCAGGGCUCUUAUUGGUAAAAGGCAUUGGUGUGUUUCUGAGAUGAUUGAUUGCCUUCGCUUCCUUGGUUCGUUCGGCGGUCGGGGAGCCGAUUUGGCGACAUCACUUACGAGGAUGGCUGAAGUGCCACCAAGUUACUGUUUUGUGGCCUUCCCACCGCGUGCUAAGGACAGUCUGGUGGUCUUUGGGAAAAACUCAGCCCGGCCCAGAGAUGAAGUGCAGGAGGUUGUGUAUUUCUCGGCUGCUGACCAUGAACCUGAGAGCAAAGUUGAGUGCACUUACAUUUCAAUCGAUCAAGUUCCAAGGACCCAUGCCAUUGUGAUAAGCAGACCUGCCUGGCUUUGGGGGGCAGAAAUGGGAGCCAACGAGCAUGGAGUGUGCAUAGCCAAUGAGCCCAUCAACACCAGAGAACCCGCUGCUGAGACGGAAGCCUUACUGGGGAUGGAUCUGGUCAGGCUUGGUUUAGAAAGAGGGACAACAGCUAAAGAAGCCUUAGAUGUCAUCGUCUCCUUGUUGGAAGAGCAUGGACAGGGUGGAAAUUAUUAUGAAGAUGCAAACUCCUGCCACAGCUUCCAAAGUGCAUAUCUGAUUGUGGAUUGUGAAGAAGCCUGGGUGCUUGAGACCACAGGGAAGUACUGGGCAGCGGAGAAAAUCACAGAGGGAGUGAAAUGUGUUUGCAACCAGCUUUCACUUACCACUAAGAUUGACACGGAGCAUCCUGAACUCAGAAGUUAUGCUCAGAACCAAGGUUGGUGGACAGGAGAGGAUGAGUUCAAUUUUUCUGAAGUUUUUUCUCCAGCUGAUGACCAUCUAGACUGCUGUGCUGUCAAAGACAGCUUAGAAAAGCAAGAAGAAAGCAUCACUGUGGAAACUAUGAUUAACAUCUUACGGGACAAAGCCAGUGGAGUCUGUAUAGACACUGAGUCUUUCCUCACCACAGCCAGUGUCGUGUCUGUCCUGCCUCAGAAUAGAAGCCUGCCGUGCAUUCACUACUUCACCGGGACCCCAGAUCCUUCCAGGUCCAUAUUCAAGCCUUUCAUCUUUGUGGAAGAUGUGAAACUUGUCCCCAAAGCACAGUCUCCGUGUUUUGGGGACGAUGACCCUGCCAGAAAGGAGCCUCGGUUCCAGGAGAAGCCAGACCGCCGGCACGAGCUGUACAAGGCCCACGAGUGGGCACGCGCUGUCAUCGAGAGUGACCAGGAACAAGGCCGCGAGCUGAGGAAGACCAUGUUGGAGCUGGAGAAGCAAGGCCUGGAAGCCAUGGAAGGAAUCCUGGCUAGCUCUGACCCUCUGGACCCCGCCGAAGUGGGGGAUCUCUUCUAUGACUGUGUUGACACGGAGAUUAAGUUCUUUAAGUGAAGUAAGCAUUCCUGUCUCCCUUCUUAUUUGAAACUUCCCACCUUACUAAAUUACCAGCAAAACAAACCACUCUCCUGUUUGAGUAAAAUGAGAAAGUUAAGACAUGGUCUUCUUUUCUGAAGCCAAAUUGAACUGUUAGCUUGGGCUCUGCCUUGAAUCUCCAAACGUCCCCUUCUUCUGCAAUGUAUGUCCCCCUCCUUUGCCAUGUAACGCGAGUCCCCUUUGCUGUCGUCGGGUUGUGCAGUUGUGGAUUUUAAGCUGCUAUUACUGUAUUUCGGUGACAAUGGACACGUUAGCCUUUUCAUGAGAGGGCCAGAAUUCACCAACCCCGAAAGACAGUCUCCACAGUGCUGAAUUUGCAGGAAGAGCAAAAGCUUUGAAAGUCUUGGUUUUCUCUCAGUAACAGAUUCUUUCAGGUUGACAAAAGGUGUUUCUUUGUCUGCCCCGGGCUGGUGUGAGUGGAUUCCCAGGGGAUCCUUACUGGCUUCCCCUAAUGAGUACGUGCUCUCUGUGUCUUUUGAGGGACAAAAUCAAUGAAAAAGAAUAAAGGGGCUCCUCUCCAGGCCCCACUUGAUCCUGGUUUCUGUGGUCCUGAAGAACUUGUCUUCCAUGCCCUGUGCUUGCGUGUGGUGGAUGUAGAACUGCCUGCACACACAGGAAAGCCGGAGUCCUGGGCUGGCUGACACCUGCACACUUUAGAGGCAGAGGCAGCCAUGCCAGUGACUCCCCCCAGUCACCAUGAGGAUACCCCAAAGUCACAGCUGCUCUCCCUCCAGAGCAGCAGACACGCCACAUGGCUGGGGCCUCCUGUGGAAAUGACUCUGGUUCUGCUUAUGAACGUCUAGUCUAGGACUAAUUAAAUGGCCCUGUGGGAUACUGUCACCCCACACAGAUGCAACUCUCUUAGCUAAUGAGGGAAGGAAAAAGAGAAACCCUUGAUUAUUUAGAUUCCAGUUAAAGUAGCUGGCAUCAGGGCAGUCACUACAUUAUCUCGGCAGAGAGGCUUUAAUUAAACUGAUUUGUUUCCAACGUAGUGUUCACAUAAGGGAUUUGACUGACCACCAGAGCAUAGAAAAGCGGGCAAAGAAGACCAGAUGUCUCAGCAUUGGGAAGACAGAGGGUAAGAAAGCGACAGGUGGAUGCAGAAGCAUUUUGCUCCAAGAUAACAACCCGACCCCCACCCUUCCUGCCCAGCCAGAUACAUCCCACAAGCUGUGCAAGAACCACUGACUUUCCUGGGCCCCCUCACCCCCAUUGCUCUAUACCCUGCUUGGCUGAGUAGCUGCCUCCAGACUGGUGGUUGACCAUGGGCAGGGGGUGAGCAGGAGGUGCUUACCUCCAUCUACUGAAACCCUCACCCACUCCUGAAAUGGACAAGGGCAGAAGGCAUGCAUAGAAGUAUGUGUUAAUAGAGCAGCUAAUGGGAGAACAGCGGCUGAAUAUAUGUAGACACCUGACCACUGUAGAGGCAGAGGCAGCCAUGCCAUUUGGGCCUGAUUGAGCUUCAUCAUUCUUGACAGGAAUUGGCAAAUGGAAAUAUUGUGAGUAUCAGUAGCCUUGGGAGUGACUGAGAGUUAAAAACUCCUUCUCAGCAGCAAUGUCCUAGGCUAUUAGGAAUGUAAGGAACCCAGGUGAGGGUCAGAGGUUUUGUCGGAACAACUCUUUUUCUACUGACUCCCAUGAAGAGCCUGGGUAUAAGAGGGCCGUGAGCUUUUUGCCCAGUAGUUUUCGUAAAUCCCCUGUUGUAAAAUCUUUAACUGCAAAUGGAGAGAGAUGGGAAGAAUAUUUCAACUGACAAAGCAAAUGGCGACCAAUCAUGGUGGCUUGUGGUGCUGAGAGUUGCGGGCAGAAUUGCCUGGGCUUUCACUGUUGCUGGAUUUACCAUCUCCUCUGUGGCCAUUUUGAGUGUCUGUCUAUAGCUGCCAAGAGGGGAAGGCUCCAGGAUGACUCCAGUACCUCAUCCCCUCCCAAGGCUGCCUGCAGAGGGGAUGUGAGGCUGCAGUGCAAAGCAGUUAUUGAAAGUAAGAUGAUACAGAAAGCCACCCUAAAAUUACACCAUGUGGGAUCAUGACAUAUGGAAAUAUGUCAUCAGACCUGACAUGUCCGAGAUGCCUACGGUGAUUGAUUCGAGGUUUGAUCAGAAGAACUCUGGUGAGAAUAACUUACACAGAGGCCUGCUUUCAUUCCUGCGGGCCACACAGAGGUCACUGAUACCCCUGCCAGCCCUACCAUCACCCAGCCAUGCAGUAGGAAACACAACAGCUACAUCUGUUGGAGGCCAUAUACUUGAGUGAAGCACUGCAGAGAAGGGUCUUAAUUGAGAUUGUGUUGGCUAACGCUGUGUGUCACCGCUGUCCCUGUCUUAUCACCAGAGGGGGUGGCAGUUUCUGCUGGCACCACCUGGAAGAGGUGAAAGUGGGCAUGGAUUCUCCCAUGUGGCACGUAGGUGGUCCAUGUACAGUAAAAAACUGAGUAGUGGUAACGGACAGUCUUUGUGCAUUGAGAUAGGUGGGGAGGGACAAGAAGAGGGUUCAAAACCUGCUGCUGCUGUACUCACUCACAGUGACUUUUCUCUACAUAUAUCGACAGCUCAAAAUAUAUUGUUGGAUUUUGAGCAGGCUGUGGUUGGUGGGAUGUUUGUUUUUAAAUGCAUGAACAGACUUUGCUUUUGAAAAUGGCUUACCAUUCAUUGGAUGAUUUCUUAACCCCGGGGAUUGCUUUUCUAAAGGCUAUAUGGAGAAAAUGAAUAUUCAAGAUGAAAUAGGAAAACAAUGUUUAAAGGUCACAGUGUGUAAAUAGCUUCUUAGAAUACCAUUUCUGUAUCUAUUAAGGCUUGGGGAUGUGGGGGUGUCUGUGCAUGCUUUGUGCAGAAAGAAGCCAUGGCCACAAAGAAAAGUUCUUCCCCUCCCCACCAUAACCACAUGUAAGCUAGUUCAAUCCUGUCUAGGGAGAGGCUUUACCACGGGUGAAGGCGGCCCUCUCAUACAUUAAGGAGGGCAGAGGCGCUGGUAAAAGUGAAUCAGGAAAGGAGAAGUAGUACUUUUUCAUUCUUGAAGGUGAUUUGGAACUGUCAAUAGACGAAGGAUAUAAUCAAAAUUACAGCGAUCCUUUGGCCACUGAUAGCAAACACAGCGUUACUAUUAGGAGUCUUUUUCUUACCAGCUAACACAGCAGGUGUAGCCUCUUAGAUCUUAGUUAUGAGGUUCUUUUGUCUGAAUCAUUAGGUAUAAAAAAUAAUGAUCCAUCAGGCAAAUUGCUUUGCUUCCUAACUGAUGUCUCUCCACAAAGGUAGAGGUGUUCUACAGCCCUGGCUGGCCCAGCAGGAAGCCAGGUGGGACUGCUGUGUCUGUUAUGAAAAUGCUAACUGCACCGUGACUAAAGACCCGUCUGCCCUUUGUUGGGGAAGGUCCUCACUGAGUGCUCAGCUUUAGGAAGGAAGCAUAUGGAGGAGGGAGGGAGGGAGCGCAGACUCAGCAAGCUGGCCCUCCUUGUCUGGAGGGGAAGGAGGAUGUCACAGGGCUGCCUGAUGCUUCCCCAGAGCUGUGGCAUUUCAUUCUCCAUGGUCCUAAAUCCCAGCUCCCUUCCAAUACUUUGUGUCAAAAUGUGCUUUAUCUGAUUGACUCCCAAGGUCCCGAAAUGUCAUAUGCAGAUUUCUCAUGGGAAUGAGUAUGUACAUGUUUGCAAUCAUGUUGUGAGAAUUUAAAUGUGUUAGCUGGAAAAUGCUAUCAGCAGGGAAUAAGAAAAGGAAACCUCUCUGUUUCCUGCAGUGGGAAAUGACCGUGUAGUCUUAACAGUCUUUUGUACAAAUACCUACGAACUAGAUAACUUUCCCAUCCAGUGCUUGCCCUUGGAAUCAUCUCUAAAUGCAUCAAGCAUACAAUAAAAAAAAAAAUGCUGAAAGAAUGUCCAGUGGCCU
This is a messenger RNA of Choloepus didactylus (southern two-toed sloth), 5485 nucleotides long. RefSeq names its product secernin 1 (gene SCRN1). Lineage: Eukaryota; Metazoa; Chordata; Mammalia; Pilosa; Megalonychidae. Gene Ontology annotation, biological process: proteolysis. The coding region runs from base 253 to 1569 and encodes 438 amino acids. The record is from RefSeq and is a predicted model, not a curated record. Gene Ontology annotation, molecular function: cysteine-type exopeptidase activity; dipeptidase activity. The transcript is spliced from 8 exons.